Molecule: messenger RNA, 3840 nt
Organism: Lodderomyces parapsilosis
Lineage: Eukaryota; Fungi; Ascomycota; Pichiomycetes; Serinales; Debaryomycetaceae
Gene: PGA63
Product: Pga63p
Exons: 1
Coding region: 1-3840 (1279 amino acids)
Biological process (GO): endoplasmic reticulum to Golgi vesicle-mediated transport; intracellular protein transport; endoplasmic reticulum organization
Cellular component (GO): COPII vesicle coat; actin cytoskeleton; endoplasmic reticulum exit site
Molecular function (GO): protein binding; structural molecule activity
Source: RefSeq, a predicted model, not a curated record
AUGGUAAAAAUAAGUGACAUAAAUCGUACUUCGACCUUUGCGUGGAGUCUGGAUAGUCUUCCAUUGUUAGCCACUGGAACAGUUGCUGGGGCGGUUGACAUUGAUUUCAGUUCCUCAGCAACUUUAGACAUAUGGGAUAUCUUUUCACCAACUAGCAAGAGCGAACCGAUUUUCACAGCUCCUGUCGAGAACAAGUUCUAUGCAUUGGCGUGGUCAAAACCAUUUGAAGGAAGAUCAAAGGGAUUAUUGGCGGGUGCUUUUGAAAACGGAACUGUUGAAUUCUGGGAUGUUGCGACCUUGAUCAAAACCAAAGAUCUCGAUAAAUCAUCUGUUCACAAAUCCAAUAAACAUACCGGUGCUGUCAAAUCCAUGCAAUUUAAUCCUAUCCAGCCUCACGUUCUUGUUACUGGUGGAUCCAAUGGACAAAUUUUUGUGUGGGACACCAAAAAUUUCAAUGAACCUUUUGCACCAGGUCAAGCUAUGACACCAAUGGACGAGAUAAGCUGCGUUGCGUGGAACAAUUCAGUAAGCCACAUUUUUGCAAGUACUGGCAACAGUGGUUAUACCUCCAUUUGGGAUCUCAAAACUAAAAAAGAGGUGUUGCAUCUUUCUUAUACUGGACCAGGUGGAAGAGCUAAUUUUUCUCAUGUUGCGUGGCACCCAACGAAAUCUACGCAGUUGGUCACUGCUAGUGAUAAUGAUUCAUGUCCAUUGAUUUUGACCUGGGAUUUAAGAAACUCAAAUGCGCCAGAGAAGGUGCUUGAAGGGCAUAAAAAGGGUGUCUUGUCGUUGGAUUGGUGUAAGCAAGAUGCAAGUUUGUUGAUCUCAUGUGGUAAAGAUAAUGCAACUAUAUUAUGGAACCCCAUUGAGGGUAAGAAGUUGGUUGAAUAUCCAACAACUGCAAAUUGGGCUUUCGAAACCAGAUUUGCUCCAUCUGCGCCAGACAUUUUUGCUACAGCCUCAUUUGAUGGAAAGAUUACUGUUCAAACUAUCCAAGACACAUCACCUCCGGUUACAUCAAAAGUGACUGCUUCUAACAAUGACAAUGAUUUUUGGAAUGAAAUAUCAGUCACAGAGACUCAGCAGCCUGUUUUUGAGGUUAAGCAAGCACCAGCAUGGCUCAAAAAUCCAGUCGCUGUGUCGUUUGGAUUUGGAUCAAAGUUGGUUUCCAUUGAAAGUAUUAAUGGAAAGUCAAUCGUGAAAAUUGGAAAAUACCUGGCUGGGUUCAAGAAGGAGGGUAGGGAUUUCGAAAACUUGAAAAACGACAAGUACGAAACGAUCAUUGAGACGAGAUUGAAUGAUGACACAGUGAAAGGUAAGAACAAAGCCGAUUGGGAAAUCUUGGAGACAUUUUCCAAAAAUGGAAAGGAUUUGUUGUUUGGAGCAGAAGCUGAAAAAGAAGAAAGUGAAGGAAAAACUAGGUCGGAAAGAAAGGAGGUGCCUCUCGAGAAUGCUGCCGUUAAUGGAGAUGGAGAUGACGAUUUUUUCGCGCACCUCGGAAAUGGCAAGGUGAAGUCUAGUGUUGACGAUUACGUACCUUCAGGAAACUUUUCCCUCUUUAGAUCGAAUUCAUCUGACGCCGAUAAAAAAUUGAUCAGUUUGGUAUUAAGUAGCAAAAUUGAAGAUGCAGUGGAGACAUCCUUAGAUCAAAAGAAAUUAGUUGAAGCGUUGGUUUUGGCAUUGGAUGCAUCUGAGCAAGUGAAACAAUCUGUGAGGAAUGCUUAUUUCAAGAAGCACAAAGAAGAUAGCUUGGCUAGAGUUAUCUACAAUGUGACAUCCAAAAAUGUUACUGACCUCGUUGCUCAUGCUAAUGUCCGCGAUUGGAAGGAAAUCGCUAAAGGGAUCAAGGCAAUUGCUACCGACUCGGAUGAGUAUAGCGAUAAAAUGUCUGAAUUGGGAGAUCGUAUUUUAAACUCAAGUGACGGUGACAGAGAAGACGCCAUUACUUGUUACUUGGCAGGUGGGGCUUUGGACAAGUUGGCAAACCUCUGGUUACAAGAAUUACCUGAAUAUGAAUCUGAGUUAUUAGAAUCUGACGCUACAAGAGUUUCGUCACCUUCCGAAGCACGUUUGCACGUAUUGACCAAUUUCGUUGAAAAGAUUUCCACUUACAAAUUCUACUCAAAAAAGGAUGGUGCCAUCACUGGUCCACUGGUUGACUCUAUUUCCAAAGCGUUGUUGGAGUUUGUGAAUCUCGUUGCUGGGUCGGGUGAAUUUGAUUUGGCCCAAAAGGUGUUGCAAUUAUUACCCAAUGAACUUGCUGGUGUUGAGAAGGAAAGAAUUCUGAAAGCCACUGGAAAAGAUGUAAAGGUUGCAAACUCCACCAAGCCAUCUUCAAAAACUACGGUUGCUGGCCAAAAAGCCACCAAACAACCCUCAGUUGCUAAAUCCAGAUCACAAUAUUCAGCUGCACUCAACGCCGGAUUACUGCAAACCCAAACUCCUCCAGCUCCUAUCCCUCAACCAACAGGAUUCCAAUAUGGUGCCCCCGCGAUGCCACAACAAAUUCCAACGGCUUUUCCUCAACAAAGUUACCCUGUUGCUGCCGCUACUGCUGCUGCGGUGCCCAAACCAAACCCUUAUGCAAAGUCGAACCCAUACGCACCUACAAACAUUUACAAGGCUGCCUCUCCUGUGGCUACUCCUGCUGCGUUGAAUCCGUCUGGCGUAACACCUGCACCACCCCCACCAGGUGCAUCAUCCAUCCCAAAAAACAACAAACUGCAAACCGAUGGAUGGAAUGAUUUGCCGGAAACUUUCAAACCAAAAGCAUCUGCUCCACGUAGGGCAGCAGCAGCAGCAGCAGUAACCCCCCCUGUACCUGCGGCGGUAUCGUCCUCAUCCAUACCUACAUUAUCAAAUCAACCAAGUCAAAAUAGUUUCAAUAACUCCUUUGCCCCACCAAAGAGAACUGUAUCAACCACUGGUUUUGCACCACCACCCAAGAGUAGCAGCCGUAGUGCAUCUAGAACCUCAAUUCCAACUCAACAAGUGCCAUCACCAAAACCUACUCCAACCACCAAGUAUGCUCCACCUCCAGGGGCUGAGCAACCUCCGCAACCUGGAGUUCCCAACUUUGGUGCGCCACCAACAGCUGCUGCUUCACCUACUAUAGCCAAGAAGAAUCCUUAUGCUCCAACAAGUGAACCAGCGCCAGCAAAAGUUCCAUUCGCAUCACCUCCUCCAUUGGCAUUUGGAGCAGCACAACCAGCACCGUCUGUUGCACCACCAAAGAACCCAUACGCACCACCACCACCAUCAGCAAUGCAGAAUAACUCACCUCAAUUGCCACAUGUGGGGGCCCCUGAAGUAGGAACAAAAUUCGGAACUGCUGCACCACCACAACAGCCAUUUGGAAUAACCCUGAGCACCCCAGCACAGCCCUCGUUUACGCCAGUUGCGCCACCCCCUACUGGCCCAGCACGUCCUCCAGUUUCAGUGAAUGAGCAACCACCAGCGGCAACCGUUCCACAAGCGGCACCUGAACCUCCUAAGUAUCCAAAAGGUGAUAGGUCGCACAUUGCUGAUGAUUUGGAACCAAUUUACAAUUCCUUGACCAUUGUCAUGGAAGCAAUCAAACCAAACAUUCCGGAAAAGUUUGCUAAGCAUGGUGCUGAUAUGGAACAUAGAAUAAACAUUUUGUUUGAUCAUUUGAACAAUGCUGAUUUAUCCAAACCACUUACUGAAUCAUUGAAAGAAAUUAGUUCGCAGUUGGAGAAUAAAAGGUUUGAUGAGGCAAAUGCCAUCAAUGUGGAGAUUGCUACAAGCUAUAGUGACGAAUUGGGGAACUGGCACACAGGUCUCAAGCGUCUUAUUAAAUUGGCAGAGGCUUUGUAUUAA